This is a messenger RNA of Lindgomyces ingoldianus, 1113 nucleotides long. RefSeq lists its product as uncharacterized. The coding region runs from base 1 to 1113 and encodes 370 amino acids. The record is from RefSeq and is a predicted model, not a curated record. The transcript is spliced from 2 exons. NCBI's taxonomy places the organism in Eukaryota, Fungi, Ascomycota, Dothideomycetes, Pleosporales, Lindgomycetaceae.
AUGAAUAGCCCAGCGAACCACUUCAGCGGCACGUGGAAUUCGAAUACUCUGAGCGUGACCGUCUGUUCGGCCCUCGCACUUUACAAUGCACUCGAACUUGAACUUCUAGUCUUCACGACGUUUCACGCCUACCGAGGACUCUAUUUCUGGUCUCUGGUGUGCGCCAGCUUUGGCAUCAUUCCCUACGUCCUCGGCUACAUGAUAGAAUAUUAUGAGCUCGCCCCACUAGCCCUCGGAAUCGCAAUCGACACGGCAGGAUGGAGUCUUAUGGUCACUGGUCAAUCUGUCGUUCUAUACAGUCGGUUAUGGCUUGUGUUUGGAAGGGGUCACCGAAAGCUCCUAGGAGGUGUGAAGUGGAUGAUCAUUAUUGACGGUCUCUUAUUUCAUGUCACUACCUCUGUGGUUGUCUACGGUUCUCACUUUGGCGCCCACACGGCGAAAUUUGGCGCGGCCUACAACUACAUUGAACGGAUUCAGAUGAUUGGGUUCUGUCUCCAGGAAUUCUUUCUCAGUGGUUUAUACAUUUGGAAAGCCCUCGACAUCAUUCGCGUAUCCGAACGCAAGAAUUCGCAUCGACUCAUGUGGCAACUCUUCUCGAUCAACGUUAUUAUUAUCAUCCUAGACAUUGGGCUCCUAACGCUCGAGUUUCUCAACCAACAUGUCCUCCAGCAAACAGUAAAGGGAGUCACAUACAGUAUCAAGCUGAAGCUGGAGCUCGCGGUUCUGAACAAGCUUGUGGAGCUUUCACAAUUCAACAAUCGCGCAAGUACGAUGACCUUGGGCGAUACGAACGACUUUCUCGAUCCGACAAAGACGGUGUGGGAUAUCACGCGUUUUACUCCUGCAUUUUCAAGCAGCAUGCACACAUACCCGAAGUGGAUGUCCGAUUUGGAGAAGUCUGGAAUCCAACAUCUGGAGAGCACUUACUCGCCGACGGACAGUGCCUGGGUCCGGACUAAGCACAGUACCACCAUUUCGGCGGAUGACAUUGAUGACUUUCCGGAUGUUAUACAACCAAUCACUACCGUACCCGACCCACGGCUUGAUUCACGAGACAAAGGAUCCGCCACAGACCUUCUAUAUGCGGACGCCGUGAGGAGAAUCGCAAGAUGA